AUGGCAUCGAGCCCGACGGCGUCGAGGUUGCAGGUGGCAGUCUCCCCGGCCGCCGACUUCGGUACGGUGGGCGAUCCGGAGUUAUGGAAGCGGGUGAAGCAGGACGUGGAACGCCUCACAGGCAUGGCCAAUGUGAAAGCCUUCUUUUCCGAGCUUUCCCGAACCGUGGGGUUGGUUGGGCGUGGCGGAGAUCUACAAGGGACGGGCAAGAAGACCGUUGCCCGGCUCAUCGGCCGAUAUCUCUAUGCACACGGAGUGCUUCACCGUGGCACAUUCGUAGAGCUGCACGCGCCGGCACCCCAAGACGGAGGGCGGUUCCUUUAA
This is a messenger RNA of Symbiodinium sp. CCMP2592, 324 nucleotides long. Lineage: Eukaryota; Dinophyceae; Suessiales; Symbiodiniaceae. The record is from the annotation of a GenBank genome assembly.